ACCCCAUCGGGCCAUCUCCCUCCUCAUCCUUUAACCCUCCCCUCUCCUCCCCUCGACAGCCAACCAAUAUCCAAAACAAAAGUCCCCUUCGUCAAAAACCCACCACCAACCCCCCAUCCCCAAAUCCCUAACCCUAAUUCCUCUCUCCACUACCACGGAAAAAAAUAUAUAUAAAAAAAUCUCUCCUUUCUCCUCUCCAAUGGCGGCGACCUCAUCUCUCGACCUCAUCUCUCCUCCCCUCCUCCUCCCUCAAAUCCCUCAAACUCCGCCAUGCUCUCCCCAGCCUCCACCGCCCAAUUCACAGAGUCCGAUGCCAAUCGUCCCCAACUCCGACCGCUCUCACUCAGGACGAUCUCAAAAAGCUCGCCGCCGUCAAGGCCGUCGAGUAUGUGAAGAGCGAUAUGGUUCUUGGUCUUGGGACUGGCUCCACCGCUGCUUUCGUCGUUGCUGAGAUUGGGGCGUUGUUGUCGAGCGGAGCGCUGACGGGGAUUGUUGGGGUGCCGACGUCGACGAGGACUUUUGAGCAGGCGAAGUCGCUUGGGAUUCCGUUGUCGACGCUGGAUGAUCACCCGAAGAUUGAUCUUGCUAUUGAUGGGGCUGAUGAGGUUGAUCCAGACCUAAAUCUUGUAAAAGGACGUGGAGGUGCUCUUCUUCGUGAAAAAAUGGUUGAGGCUGCAUCAGAUAAGUUCGUCGUGGUUGCAGAUGAGACAAAGCUCGUAACUGGUUUAGGAGGAAGUGGGCUGGCAAUGCCCGUGGAAGUUGUCCAGUUCUGUUGGAAAUAUAAUCUUGUGAGGUUGCAAGAAUUAUUCAAAGACGAAGGUUGUGAAGCUAAGUUGAGGUUGGAUGGAGAUGGGAAGCCAUAUGUCACUGAUAACUCAAAUUAUAUUGUGGAUUUGUACUUCAAGACGCCGAUCAAGGAAGCAAACGCAGCAGGAGAAGAGAUCUCAGCAUUUGAAGGAGUUGUUGAGCAUGGGCUGUUUUUAGACAUGGCAACUGCUGUUAUAAUUGCUGGGAAAGAUGGAGUGAGCAUAAAAACAAAGUGAAGUUUGAAAUGAUGGGUAAGUAUCCCAUGUUUGAUAACCUUCCAUUUGUUCUGUUUUUGUUCGUAUUACUUCAAAUAUACUUGAAUAAGUUAAUUUUAAGGUGAGAUAUGUACUUCUCAAGUUGUCUUGCAUCGACUGUUUCCCUUCAAGUUGAGAACUAAAGUGGCAAAUGUUCUUUUUCUCAAGUCAUCUUGUGUCAUGAAGAAGUGCGUUGACUCAAAUAUUUCAGAUUCAAAAUCAAAAUUAGAACCUUUAUCCCA
Molecule: messenger RNA, 1303 nt
Organism: Asparagus officinalis (garden asparagus)
Lineage: Eukaryota; Viridiplantae; Streptophyta; Magnoliopsida; Asparagales; Asparagaceae
Product: probable ribose-5-phosphate isomerase 3, chloroplastic
Exons: 2
Coding region: 402-1043 (213 amino acids)
Biological process (GO): pentose-phosphate shunt, non-oxidative branch
Molecular function (GO): ribose-5-phosphate isomerase activity
Source: RefSeq, a predicted model, not a curated record